AUGACGACGCAUUUCAAGGAAAAUGUGGUCGCCUUGUCGAAAACGGAACAGGAGUGCGCAGUAUCGAUGGCGCAAAAGUGUGUAUAUCUGUGUCUCGAGGAAAGCUAUAUAUGCAAUAUUUUCGGAUGAUUGAUAAGCCACCUGAACCUCCGAUAAUGGAACCUAGUUGCAGCCCGUGACAAGUUUCUGAGCGAUGUGAUUCUCGUGGUCCGAAAAGUCUGAGAAUAUUUUUACAAGCCGCGUCUUUGCAGCUGUACAUAUCAAAAAAUCGCAUUUCUCUCUCUCUUCUUCACUUCUCCCAAGGAUUAGUUGCAACUCUUGCGACUUUCCAGUCUCAGAGACGAGAUGACAUAUUUGCGCUGCAUACUUGGGAGCAAAUGACGACCAGUACCAGGUGCAGGGGUCGGUGAAGAUCUUCCUCCCGGGGGCCUCGGUCAGCACCUGCGGGAGCGCGGAGUCGUUUAUUUUACUCGCGUAGCCUCUGCAAAAGUUAAAGUAUUGCACUCGUACUAUUGAUUGGAAUUGUGCAUCUUCAUGACGAGGGAUUCAGAUUCUUCUCCUUCAUGUGAACCAGCAAUACAAACAAAUUACGCUUUUCCUACUUUUCCUCAGUGGAUUUUUGAUGCGGUUUCUUCUACUAGUUGUAUGUAGUGAGGUCACCGAACGGUUCUAACCGGGGAGUUUUUUUGACAUAUACCCUCAAAAACGACCGGCAGUUUUGAAGCCUGUAGAGAGUUUUUUUGCAUGAAAAAGAUCCCAGCGUGCAAGCCUGUUUGGCUUACCUGGCACCGAAUCGCCAGCGGAUUCUAUCGAUCGCCACUGGGUAAAACGACGCAGAGAAGCCAGCAAAAGGGGCGCCCUUCUGGGGCGCCCACCGCCUUGGUUUCUGGCGGUUUGGGGCGCCCAAAAGGGCGCCCGAAAAAAACGCACCGAAAAUCAGAACAAGCGAAACAGCAUGGCACGGCCGCGGUUUCGGAGCAUUUUGGGCGGCCGCGAAAGCGGCCGCAUUUUCGCCGGUUUCAGAGCCUGGGGGGCUUUGCAAAAAGCGCCGACCAGAAAAGUAAAAACGCAAAAAAGCAAAAGCGCGCCAGACGCGCAAAGCCAAUCCGCAUGCUACGGGCCCGAUUUUUCUUCGCUUUUUGGGCGCCCCCCGUGGCACCCGGAUCGGCCUCAUAGCAUGGGGGCUGGCUUUCGGAAAGGAAUAUCGGAAAUUUGCCAAAAUUUGCGACGUUUAUCAAGCGGCCGCCAUACCGUGCGGCCUAACGUUACUCACGGCGGUACGGCGAGCCCAGAAAAAGCAAAGCCGCGGCCAAGGCGACGGCCGGCAAGAAAACGCCCACGACCUCACUACCUCCGCCCCGGCGGCUAUAUUUGGUACAACGACAAGAUACUUUUGCAAUGCAUACUGCCCUCGAGAAGCCAGUGAAGGAAGCGUUUAAGGCGCAUUUUUCGUUGACCAAGACUUCCUUCGACGUUUACAUUGAGGACAAACCGAAUUACGGAGCCAAGUGUAUGGACUUCUCAAUAAGCGUCAGAUUGAUAGCUGUUGCGUUAAUUUAUGAUUCAGAAUUACAGCAAAAGUGAAGGGAGAAGCAGCUCGCUUGCGCGUUUUGCAUUACAGUUGUGGACCGGAUUUUCAUGCCGUUGAGCGCUUCGAGAACUUGUCAUGCGCAGGAGCUUGGUCUCGUGCGCAAUGAUAGUGAAUCUGCAUGACAAAAAAAUUAUGUAUAGAUACAGUGAACUACAUCAAUGGCACGCUUGAGAAUCUGAUGAAUUGCUCGGCCGAAUCCUCGGGCAUGUCAUACGAGUUUGGGUUUAUCCUGAGGUCGUUAUCCGCUGGGAAAGCAAAGUGUGUGAAAACCGCUUUGGCGGGCGACCUUUCUGCAUUGUUCACCACCCUGCAGUAUGCAUUGCAAAAGUAUCGUACUCGUAUAAAUGCAUGACAAUUUCCCUCAGCAUGAGAAAUAAAAUUUGUAAUGAGGAUUUGCCUUGAAGAGAAAAAAAUUUGUAAUGCAUGAUUGCAAUUACUACGAGUACGAUACUUUUGCAGAGGAUAUGCAGUCGAAAUGCAACGAGUUUCCGGAUUCUCAGGUAGGGGCGUGUGCCACGACGUUGUCCGGUGGGGUGAGCGAUUUGAAGCUAGGAAGUGAAUUUACCCUCGAAUACAGGCCGCCCAUGUAUUCAGUGCAAAAGUGCGUCGCUAUUGCUUGUAAGUGGUGUUGCAUUCAUGCAUUCUGGCAGAGUUGUAGACUACCUGUUUGUGAUUGUGAGCUUAACAACAUUUUUUAGCCUGACGGGCUCGAAAUUUCAUCCUGAAAAGGAGCGAGCUUGUUGUAAGCAGGCCUUGUACAACAGCCAGUUGUGCGAUAGUACUUUUGCACGGGAUAAGACGAGCGAUGAGGCCACUGUCACCGCUGACGCAGACUGCACCAGCGGGGCGGGAACGGGAGGAACAGCAGCUUCGACGGUAUCCACGACAGUCAAUUUCCCGUACACGUUUUUGCAUGUGGAUUCUCCAUGACACACUUUCCCUUCGCCUUCGAUCCUCUGCUGCAUGACAAGUGUUACUCUCUACGCUAGCGAAAAAAAUAUUUGUGAUGCCUUUUCUAGCUCGUAAGUUGUAUCCGGGACCGGGAAAUUUAGACUGCAUAGACGGCGGCCCCGGCUGCCACCACAACCCCGGUUGUCACCGUAA
This is a messenger RNA of Amoebophrya sp. A120, 2695 nucleotides long. The record is from the annotation of a GenBank genome assembly. Lineage: Eukaryota; Dinophyceae; Syndiniales; Amoebophryaceae.